AUGGCGGUACGGCGUUCCGCUCGUCUGAGCGCACUUCCCACUAGCAAAGUACCAGUGCUGCAGCCAACCACCACCGCACAAGCCAGGAGCAGCAGCAGCAGCAGCAGCAGCAGCAGCCGCCAACCGAGCAACAAGAUCUCCAAAGCACGAAAACCAUCAGCCAGGGGCAAGAAAGCCCUGCAUGCAACGGCCCCAGAGCAGAUUACCCCUUCAAGCUCGACCCCAGCCAAGUCUACACCCUCAUCCGCCACAGCGCCCUCCGACUCGGAGAACAACAGAUCAGCAGCGCCUGCUAACAUCUGGGACCCCGUGCCUGGUAAUCAUGAUCACAGCGCGAGCAGACCUCGUCAGACCAUCACCCCUCCUCCUCUCGACCGGCCCGUCGAACCGCACCGCACCAACGCUACUCUCCUGACCCCGCACGGCUCCUCACUCGUCGCUUACCCUCCCGGAACGGAGAAUGAGUCGCCCACCAAGACCGGCCGACCACGGCCGACCGCCACGACGGGGACACUCCUCGAGAAAGCAAUUGCCCAUCUCAUCGCGACGGACCCUCGACUCGAACCGAUCAUCAAGGCCCAUCCGUGCCCGCUCUUCACCCCGGAGGGGCUGGCGGAAGAGAUCGACCCCUUCCGAAGCCUGGUCCAGAGCAUCAUUGGACAACAGGUAUCUGGCGCGGCGGCCAAGUCGAUCCGCGAUAAAUUCGUGGCAUUGUUCACAACUACAGGAGAGAACGGGACGGAUGCGGACAGGUUUCCGACGCCGGAGGACAUCAUCAAGAUGGAUAUUGAGACGCUGCGGGCAGCGGGCCUCUCCCAGCGCAAGGCCGAGUAUAUCCUGGGGCUGUCGCAGAAAUUCGCGGACGGGGAAUUGAGCGCGCGGAUGCUGCUGAACGCUACGGACGAGGAGCUGGUCCAGAAGCUGACGGCCGUGAGGGGCUUGGGCCUCUGGUCCGUGGAGAUGUUUGCUUGCUUUGCCUUGAAGCGGAUUGACGUCUUCUCGACCGGUGAUCUGGGCGUGCAGAGAGGAUGCGCCGUGUUUACAGGAAAGGAUGUAAGUAAGUUGAAGGGGAAAGGUGGAGGUAAGUUCAAAUAUAUGGCUGAAAAAGACAUGCUGGAGUUGGCCGCCAAGUACGCCCCAUACAGAAGCCUCUUCAUGUGGUACAUGUGGCGAGUGACAGAUGUAAAUCUCGCCGUGAUGAGCUCAUAGCUCUGGGAAGAGUAAGUGAUGAUAUAAAGGCCCUUGGUCUGCACAGUCCAUCGAAGGAUGCAUAUAAGACUAUAGAGCUGUAUACAGCCAACCUUCUGGGCUAGCUAGCUCCCUAGAUAUAAAAGGAUAUUUGGAUAGCAAGGCGGGCACGACCCAAUGAAUCCAUGC
Molecule: messenger RNA, 1377 nt
Organism: Aspergillus aculeatus ATCC 16872
Lineage: Eukaryota; Fungi; Ascomycota; Eurotiomycetes; Eurotiales; Aspergillaceae
Gene: alkA
Product: DNA-3-methyladenine glycosylase II
Exons: 3
Coding region: 1-1209 (402 amino acids)
Biological process (GO): base-excision repair, AP site formation; base-excision repair; DNA alkylation repair
Cellular component (GO): nucleus; protein-DNA complex
Molecular function (GO): DNA-7-methylguanine glycosylase activity; DNA-3-methyladenine glycosylase activity; alkylated DNA binding
Source: RefSeq, a predicted model, not a curated record